AUGGAUUCUGACCAACCUAUACACCCACAAAAACCCACGACUUUUUUCGAUCGUGUAAAGACAUUCAUUAACAUAUUCUUUUCUCAUGGAGCGAUCCAUGGAAUUACUUUCUUGGGAAACACAAUGUUACAUAUUAUAGAAAAAUUGUUCUGGAUCAUUCUCAUUGGUGGAGCAUUAUAUUUUUCGACGACCCUAAGUUUGGAAUCUUGGGAACGGUUUCGAACGAAAAGUACUGUGGUAACGAUCGAAAAAGAUCACUACUAUUGGAACAUUUCGAUGCCAAGUUUGACGAUAUGCCCAAUGAGACGACUCAAUACUACAAUGUUCGACGACUAUUGUGAACAUCAUGGCAUCACCGAUAAAGAGGAGAAGCAGGAGUUUUUCGAUUUUAUGGAAUCACUGGCAAAUGCCACCUACAUGAACUUCCGGGAGAUCAAAGGGUCACCGAAUGUCGAUAAAGUUCUCAACAAGCUAGGGAUCACCCCCCAGGAUUAUAUCAACGUUAUCUACAAUAUGACCUACGAUUUGACAAUGAGAGAGCAUCAGGAGUUGAGAGUUCGAAGUCAGAACAAUUUGGAGUACAUUAGGACCCUGCAAAUCCUAACCGAGUAUGGAAUAUGCUACACUACAAAUAAUUUUAUAGCUCCAAAUUUAACCACCAGGUGUUCUAUCACAGUCCUUACGAAACGAUGAACAUCGCCAAAUACAUGCCAAACAGCGAGGAAGCGUACGAGUUUGAAACAUACUCCAUCGAAAUUGUUACAUCUGAGGACUUUCGAGAUUCCCAAACCGAAGAAAGUGUGCGAUUACAAAACAUUGCAGAGCUGUUUCCCAGAUAAGGCCGAGCUUUUCCUCGAAUUUCGCGACACCAAUGGACACAACAUUGAUUGCUUCUGUGAACAAAAUUGCGUGGAUUCGAAGGUUAUCGUUGAACGGUCACAGAUUCUAAUUGGAACGAGGAAGCUCCUGGGAAGCAAUGGAGGACUGAUCGUUAUGAAGCGAUACCCCUUGAUCCGAUUCAACCGACAAGUGCUGUUUACAUUUACAGAUUUAUUAGUGUCCAUUGGUGGAACGGCCGGACUUUUUCUCGGAUUCAGUGUACUGGGUAUGGUGGAAAUAAUCUACUUCUACACGCUUCGACUGAUUUGGUACAUCUUGGGCCGUCGCUGAGCAAUUGAUUAUGUGGUGAAUGUUAUUUUUUUUACAAAAUGCUUAUUAAGAACACCCAUAAAUUUGAAAUUAAGUAUGGAAUAUAGAUUUAAGAAAACAAUGUUUGAACUUACCGAGUGAUGCAAUUGAAUGGUGAUUAUUUGCACUAGGGAUUAUCACUUAAUCUGAAAAUAAACAGAAGUAACAAUUAAAAAAAAAACAAUAAGUUAAACUUUACAUCCACAAUAAAAUUUUAUAAACUGAACAACGUGAAUUCAGACUGAUACCGAUAUUCUACGUUUUCGUUUCCGUCUACGGCUUUUCGUUUUAACGAGCUCCCAACUUCCAUCAU
This is a messenger RNA of Uranotaenia lowii, 1501 nucleotides long. RefSeq lists its product as uncharacterized. Gene Ontology annotation, biological process: sodium ion transmembrane transport. Gene Ontology annotation, molecular function: ligand-gated sodium channel activity. The record is from RefSeq and is a predicted model, not a curated record. Gene Ontology annotation, cellular component: membrane. The transcript has 8 exons. Lineage: Eukaryota; Metazoa; Arthropoda; Insecta; Diptera; Culicidae.